CCAGGGGGGGAAGAAUUUCAUAUGGAACAACUCUGCAGGGCUUCUAGCUAUGGUGAGCCAGAUGGGCCGCCCAAAACCUGGGGCUCAUAUCCUCCAUCUUCCCGUUCUCAUCUGAAUCAUCUUUAUCUCUGGGGCCUUUAUAGUCUCAACUGCUAAACGACCCCACAGCUUUCGGAGUCGGAACACAAAGGGGAAUUCUUGUCGUUUACGACAUCCGCCACGCUGUCUGGGAAAACGGUGCGUUUCACUGCUUUUGCCCAACAAAGGAAAAAAAAACCCCAAAGCUCUCUCUCUCUCUCUCUCUCUCUGUGUAAGAGUGUAAGCCGCCAUUGUUGUACUGUUGGGAAGCAUGGUUUUGUCGAACAAGAAGCUGAAGCAGAAGCUAAGAGCGGAAGUGGCCGAGUCGUUAGAGAAAUCCGUGGCGGGAGAAGACCCGAGUAACGAUGGACGGAUAGAAUCAGACCCGAAUGCACAGCCCCAAGUGUCGCUGAAGCUGCUUUUGGACUCGGCGAGCCAGAGACCCAGAUUGUCAAAGCGAGAGAAACGCAGAAAGGCCCCGCCUUUUCAGGGCUUGAAGGACUCUGAAGAGAAUAAGGGAGGUGGGUCAGAGGGUUUGGGUGACGAGGAGAAGAAGAAGAAGAGGAGUAAGAGGAAGAGAGAGGAGGAGGAAAAGGAUGGAGACUUGGGUUCAGAGGGAAAUGGGGUUGUGAAGGAGGCCGAGAAAUCGAAGAAGAAAAAAAAGAAAAAAAAGAAUAAGAAGAAUAAGGGUAAGACUGAGGAGGAGGAGGAGUGCAAAGGUGGUGAGCAUGGAAGUGAAGGGCAAGUGGUCGCAGAGACAAAUAGGAACGGUGACAGUCAAGCAUACGAGGAUGUCAGUGCAAAAGUCUAUGUCGGAGGGAUUCCAUUUUACUCGACUGAGGAUGAUAUUCGAAGUUACUUUGAAGGCUGUGGCACAAUAACUGAAGUUGAUUGCAUGACAUUCCCUGAAAGUGGGAAGUUCAGAGGAAUUGCCAUUAUUAGUUUCAAGACUGAAGCUGCAGCUAAACGAGCCUUGGCCCUCGACGGAGCUGACAUGGGUGGACUGUAUCUAAAAACCCAACCAUACAAGGCAACUAGAUCCAAUAAAGCACCUGAAUUUGCCCCAAAAAUAGUGGAGGGCUACAAUAGAAUCUAUGUUGGAAAUUUGUCAUGGGAUAUAACUGAGGAUGACCUGAGGAAACUUUUCUCAGACUGCAAAAUAUCAUCUAUACGUUUUGGUAUGGACAAGGAAACAGAGGAAUUCCGUGGCUAUGCCCAUGUGGAUUUCUCUGACAGUCUAUCACUGACAAUGGCAUUAAAGUUGGAUCAGCAGAUUGUGUGCGGGAGACCUGUAAAGAUAAGUUGUGCAGUUCCUAAUAAAGGAGUGGGAACCCAUUCAAGAUCUGCUCCUACAAUUCAAGUAGCUGAGAAUGCAGCUGAGAAUGUAUCUGAGAAUACUGAGAGUGCUACUGGAUCUAUUGCCAUCAGUGGUAAGAUAAGGAGGAGGACAUGCUAUGAGUGUGGUGAAAAGGGCCAUCUAUCAUCAGCUUGUCCGAAGAAGCAAAAUGCUGAUCCAAUAAAUUCUGGUGCAAGUUAAGCAUGUAUGAAGAGUUCCCAUCAUUCUUUGUUUCCUAUUAAUAUUCAUUGGUAGGUAAAAGAGGUUUUUCUUUUUAGGAAGAACUUUUGUUUAAUUUUGCUGGAGCCGCCUGAAAAGUCCCCAGUUGUUGCUAUUACAGUUAGAUAUUCCCAAAUUUUGUUCAACCUGACUUUGCUGGGAAGAGUUAAAAGGAGUAGUUUCUCCGUUUGUUAAUGCUUUUUAGAGGUUACUUUUUAUUUUUUGUUUCAAAAGUGUUUUGACUUGAGAUAAAGAUGAAAAUAGUUUUUUGUGUUUUA
Alnus glutinosa is the source of this 1911-nucleotide messenger RNA. Its product is annotated as phragmoplastin interacting protein 1. Gene Ontology annotation, molecular function: RNA binding; zinc ion binding. Lineage: Eukaryota; Viridiplantae; Streptophyta; Magnoliopsida; Fagales; Betulaceae. The transcript is spliced from 4 exons. Bases 350 to 1615 code for a protein of 421 amino acids. The record is from RefSeq and is a predicted model, not a curated record.